UGAAAAAAAUUCUGAGAAUUUUUAUUUUUAAUUAUUGAAAAUUUAUAAAAGGGAAGGUCGUAAUUAAUAGAAGAAAGAGAAUCUUCUAAAAUUUGAUAUUUUGUUUUUUUAUUGGGAUUUGAAUUUGCUUCUUUUAUCAUCAAGAAUCUGUUGGAAAUUUCAAAUUUCUAACCUUUUAAUCUAAAUUUUAUUUUCCUGAAGUUUUGAGAAAAAGAGUAAAAAAAAAGAAAAAUCGGAGAGAUCUCUAAUCUAACUGGAGUAUUUAUUUUCUCCGACCAGAGUUAUGUUGCAGAGGUUCAUGUCGAAGAAGCAGAGAUUGUCUCAAGAAGAUGGAGAGGUAGAGAUUGAGUUAGACUUAGGUUUGUCUCUCAAUGGAAGAUUUGGUGUUGACCCACUUGCGAAAACGAGGCUCAUGAGGUCUUCAUCAGUUUUUGAUUUGGUGGUCAACGAGAGAUCAAGUUUGAGUAGGACUUGUUCGUUGCCUGUGGAAACAGAGGAAGAGUGGAGGAAGAGAAAGGAGCUGCAGAGUUUGAGGAGGAGGCUUGAGGCUAAGAGGAAGAGAUCAGAGAAGCAGAGGAAACAUAGAGCUGAUAAUGGUGGAGAUGAGAAGGUUCUUGAAGAAGGAUCUAUUGGUUCUUCUGGUAGUGGUUCCUCUGGUUUGUCUGAAGUUGAUGCUAUCCCUCCACCUGUUCAAGCAACAACAAACAUGUCCAUGGAAACAAGCCCUUCAACUUCCCAAUCCCAGCCCGAGAAUCAGGGUAGAGAAGCGAGCCGAAACAUCAUGGAAGACAUGCCAUGUGUGUCAACAAUAGGCGAUGGACCGAAUGGGAAAAAGAUUGAUGGGUUUCUGUAUAGGUACAGGAAAGGUGAGGAAGUGAGGAUUGUGUGUGUGUGCCAUGGAAGCUUCCUCUCACCCGCAGAGUUCGUUAAACAUGCUGGUGGUAGUGAUGUUGCACAUCCCUUAAAGCACAUCGUUGUAAAUCUGUCUCCCUUCUCGUGACCCUUUGCCCUUUGAGUUUCUCUUUUGAGGGGUUUGUUGUAUCGGUAAACAAUGUUACAAAUUCUCUUACCUCGGAGGUGUAUAAACUGAUAUUUAUCGAACUAAGAGAUUUUCGGAUUUUAUACAGAAAUAGUAUGGUUUCAUUCGUUCU
Messenger RNA from Camelina sativa (false flax), 1151 nucleotides. NCBI's taxonomy places the organism in Eukaryota, Viridiplantae, Streptophyta, Magnoliopsida, Brassicales, Brassicaceae. The record is from RefSeq and is a predicted model, not a curated record.